This is a messenger RNA of Erigeron canadensis, 1266 nucleotides long. Its product is annotated as vesicle-associated protein 2-1. The transcript is spliced from 7 exons. The coding region runs from base 394 to 1059 and encodes 221 amino acids. Gene Ontology annotation, biological process: endoplasmic reticulum membrane organization. Lineage: Eukaryota; Viridiplantae; Streptophyta; Magnoliopsida; Asterales; Asteraceae. Gene Ontology annotation, cellular component: plasma membrane; endoplasmic reticulum membrane. The record is from RefSeq and is a predicted model, not a curated record.
CAUAGAUACUCACUCUUUCACACACACACCAAAUAAAAUUUGGGACUUAUUUUAUACUCAUCGUGGAAAAAAAAAAUCCAAUUCCGACGAUCACUCUGUAGUUAUAUUAUCCACCAUUAACAACACCAAACAACAACCACAAGUUGUUACGAAAGUCAAUCCGUGAUAAUUUGAUCCUAAUUUCUAGGAUGUCCUAACAAAGAGCCUAAUUAGUAAAAAUAUUUCAAUUUUUGUCCUGUUUGGGAUCUAUACGUCUUUGUUUUUGGUUUCCGAUCACUAGUUUCAUGACCGAUUCCGUUUCUAUUAACGGACAACAAAUUUUAAUUUAUUGUUUUUUUUUUUUUAAUUAUCUAUAUUAAUAUUAUUAGAGCUUAAUCGCUGGUUGAUCUCAUCAUGGCUAGCAAAUUAGUCAAUGUUGACCCUGAAGAACUCAGGUUUCAAUUUGAACUAGAGAAACCAAGCCAUUGUGAUUUAAAAGUUUCUAACACCACAGACAAGAAUAUUGCCUUUAAGGUCAAAACCACAUCCCCGAAGAAAUACUUUGUACGACCAAAUACUGGAGUCAUUCAACCCUGGGAAUCAUGUAUCAUAAGAGUUACCUUGCAAGCUCAGCUUGAGUACCCUCCAGAUAUGCAAUGCAGAGAUAAAUUUCUUCUGCAAUGCACACCGGUGUCUACAAGCUCUGAUACAGAAGAGCUUCCACAAAAUACUUUUGCCAAGGAAGCUGGUAAACAGUUAGAGGAAUACAAGCUCAAGGUCGUCUACAUUGCUCGCACUGACAAGACAAAUUCAGAUGGCAAUGUCAAACAAAGUCCUGAUCCAAACUCUAAUCAGGCAAUUCAGGCUGCAAGAGCUGCCAAGGAUGCAGCUGUGAAAGAAGUAGCCCAGCUGCAACAAGAGCUGGAUUCGCUAAAGAGAAAGAAUCAGAAAAAGAGUUCUGGAUUCUCGAUAAAACUAGCAAUAGCUGUCGGGCUCAUUGGGAUAAUGGUUGGUUUACUUUUGAAGCUAUUUUUGCCUUCACCUCCAUUCCUACCACCAUCACCAACAACAGAAGAAUAAUUGUCCUUACUGUCACGUUUAAAACCUAAAACUAGUGACAGUGAUAAUGAUUCUUUCAUUCAUUUUUAAUCAACCUUGUUUACGUUUUGUUGUCUUUUUUUUUUCUUUGUACAUUGAUCAUUCACAAUUGCAAAUUGCAAUAUUGUAUUUUUGUACUUUUCUCAACACUUGUAUCAACUUUGAAUUAAGCUUCAUUGUUCUUCGUAA